Molecule: messenger RNA, 615 nt
Organism: Aegilops tauschii subsp. strangulata
Lineage: Eukaryota; Viridiplantae; Streptophyta; Magnoliopsida; Poales; Poaceae
Biological process (GO): DNA integration
Molecular function (GO): nucleic acid binding
Source: RefSeq, a predicted model, not a curated record
AUGCCGAACAGCAUCAUCACGGACAACGGCACCAACUUCACCAAGGGCGCGCUCACGCAGUACUGCUCCGUCUCCGGCAUCCGCCUAAACCUGGCUUCCGUCGCACAUUCGCAGUCCAACGGCCAGGUCGAGCGGGCCAACGGUCUCAUCCUAUCCGGCACCAAGCCGCGACUCGUCGAGCCGCUCAUCCGUUCACCCGAAGCCGUCAUCCCGACCGACGUCGAGUUUGACUCACCGCGCGUCACGAUGUACACGGAAGCCGAAGCAAAAGAAGCCCGUGAAGACGGCGUCGACCUGCUCGAAGAAGCGCGUCUCCUAGCGCUCAGUCGCUCAGCCAUCUACCAUCAAGGUCUGAGGCAUUACCUUAGCAAGAAGAUCAAGCCCCUCCCUUUCCGAGAGGGAGACCUCGUCCUCCGACUCGUCCAAGAGCAGACUGGCCAACACAAGCUGUCCUCCCCAUGGGAGGGCCCCUUCAUCGUCAGCAAGGCCUUAUGCGACCGCAACGCGUACUACCUCAUUGACACCCGCAAGACAAACAAGCGCAAGAGGGACACCGCCGGCGAAGAAACAACCCGGCCAUGGAAUGCGGAGCUCCUCCGCCCAUUUUACAGUUAG